Molecule: messenger RNA, 1915 nt
Organism: Suillus subalutaceus
Lineage: Eukaryota; Fungi; Basidiomycota; Agaricomycetes; Boletales; Suillaceae
Exons: 3
Coding region: 248-1861 (537 amino acids)
Source: RefSeq, a predicted model, not a curated record
ACUUAAGCUCAAGCUGCCGGACACACCCACCAGCUCUCUCGAAGCACCAAGCAUCAAGUGGCUGCUUGAGACAUCCACGGAUCCUGAAGUAUUUCUCGCCGCUGCUAGCCUUGUUCGGUAUGUCGACUGGCCUCUGGAUCUUGACGUCUCGGUCACGCUGCGUCAGCUGUACGAUGUUUACACAACCUGCUUAGACGUCCAGGAGCGAAUCAUACCCUCGUUGGAGGAGAAGGCAUCUGCAUGUACAAUGGCUCUUUGUCACCUAUACUGCAACCGUAUUCUUCAGGGACAUCCUCCUUAUGGAUUUAUUGGUCAGGGAAGCACAGACUACUUCGUGUUUCGCCGGAUGUUGGAGAGGGCAAAAGUCAAAGACAAUGUGGUUAUUGCGACAACCAAACUGUUUGUUGCGAAAUAUAAACCACCUUUUGUCUCAUGGUCUUCACCGAAGUUUGGGGCCUGUCCCGACCCUGUCCUCGAGUGGCUGUCUCACGCUCUUCCUUUCCACUUUGUCACAGGGCGAGUAGAUGAAGACGUAGAGAAACUUGCCAUCACAGUGAUAUCAAAACUCCUAUCCUCUCCUUCCUCUCCAUCGCCUCAAAUCAUAGCUAACUGCACUCUUCUUGCUUGCGUCAUGGUCGGGAUUCAGUUUGACAAGAAAGACAUCGUUCGGGUUGAUAAAAGUUCUGCUCUGCAUCAACUUGCUGAGUCUAUUUGGGCGCAGUUCCGGAAAGCAUUCUGGGCAUUAGAUGGAAGUGAUCUCGACAGUGACAGCACAGGUUGCCGCCGAGCAUGGGACCUCACCGACGUCAUCUGUCGCAUGCUUCAGCUCGGUCUACCUGAUCCACCUCCAUCGCAGGAGAUGUGGAACCUGGGCGUGUGUAGGAAGAUUUAUUCACGGGCGAGGUCAUCGGAAAGGCAUCAAUCAGCAGCGCUACGAAAAGUUCAGCGCUUCAGGUUCGCCGUCGUUACCGAUGAAUCGCGAUGGGAUCCUGCCUGGUUGUGGCAGCAUCAAAUAUCGUGGAAAAGCAAUUCCCACUCGCCGAAAGACUUCGACUGGCUAGUGGACUACCUCGGCGAUAUUUGUUCCAACGACCAUGAGACAGCAGGUGACAUCCUUGUACUACUGAGUAGUAUGAGAGUAAACUGCAGCCCCGCUAAACAACAUCAAUACAUCGAGAAGCUCAUCGCCUGCAUGGGUAGCAGCAUGCCCCCCCGUUUACGCCAUGCUGCACUUCGUGCUGCUCACAGUUCCCGAGAAGUCUUAGCCUUCAUCAAUGUCGUUGAUGAUGCGGACAUGGUUUUGACCAAGUUCUCCCCUGCCAUCCUUACCGCAGUCUGUCCGCAACCAGGUGCAACAUCCACCGAUGGCGGUCCUGAUUGCUUCUUCCAUCCUGACCGCGAUUUGUACUAUCUCGAAUUGAUCUUUGCCCUAGCGAAGAAUUCCUACUGGCGCCCCCAUUUGCAUUGCCAAAUAGAUCGGGCCAUUAGGAUGAUCGCAGUAUGCUGCGAAUCACCCGAGCCGCAUGCCUUUUACCUCGCUGGUAUCUUCCUCCGAAUGACACUUGAACAGGUGUCCGCCACAUCACUCAGUUCCAUCACAGACCAGCAGUGGUGGAACAUGAUGAAAAAGGCGUGGUGGUCUGCUUUUCUCAUAAUGAACAACGCACGCUGUAUCGAAUUCCUUCCCGUUCUUGUAGAAGGAACGAAGAAGUACAUGUGUAUCGCUUCAAAAUAUGAUCUCGAGCAGCUCAUCAGACGGAUGGAUCGUCUUAUCGUGGGGGUGGAAAUGCGAGGGGUCGACGUUGCUGUGAAGGAGUUGAGAGGUAUAGCUAACGACAUGCUUGCGAAGUUCAGUUCAUAGUUAUUGGGCAGGAGACUUGUUAUUACGUGAUUAUUAAUAUAAAUGCUUGUGUGU